Messenger RNA from Tachyglossus aculeatus (Australian echidna), 1154 nucleotides. It is a transcript of the gene PCGF2, whose product is annotated as polycomb group ring finger 2. Gene Ontology annotation, cellular component: PRC1 complex. The record is from RefSeq and is a predicted model, not a curated record. NCBI's taxonomy places the organism in Eukaryota, Metazoa, Chordata, Mammalia, Monotremata, Tachyglossidae. Gene Ontology annotation, molecular function: promoter-specific chromatin binding. The coding region runs from base 135 to 1130 and encodes 331 amino acids. Gene Ontology annotation, biological process: negative regulation of transcription by RNA polymerase II. The transcript is spliced from 10 exons.
CCUCCCUCCUGCCAGCGGCUUUUCCCAACUCCUUUCUUAGAGUGUGGCCUCUCCCCGUUCCUCCUUCCCUCGUCCAGGAGGCCCGGAGCCCAGCCCCAGCCCGGUUUCCCCGCCCCAGCAGGGGCCCGGGCACCAUGCACCGAUCCACCCGCAUCAAGAUCACAGAGCUGAACCCCCACCUCAUGUGUGCCCUCUGCGGGGGCUACUUCAUCGACGCCACCACCAUCGUGGAGUGUCUGCAUUCCUUCUGCAAAACGUGCAUCGUGCGCUACCUGGAAGCCAACAAAUACUGCCCCAUGUGUGAUGCCCAAGUCCACAAGACCCGGCCUCUGCUAAGCAUCAGGUCAGACAAGACCCUCCAGGACAUCGUGUACAAACUGGUGCCGGGGCUGUUCAAAGAUGAGAUGAAACGGCGGCGAGAUUUCUACGCGGCGUAUCCCCUGACGGACGUCCCGAACGGCUCCAACGAGGACCGCGGGGAGGUUCUGGAGCAGGACAAGGGGGCCCUGAGCGACGACGAGAUCGUCAGCCUCUCCAUUGAGUUCUACGAGGAGCUCAGGGACGAGAAAAAGGAGUCUCUGGAGAACGGGGCCGGAGACAAGGAGAAGACGGGGGUGCGUUUCCUGCGCUGCCCGGCCGCCAUGACCGUCAUGCACCUGGCCAAAUUUCUCCGGAACAAGAUGGACGUGCCCAGCAAGUACAAAGUGGAGGUGCUGUAUGAAGAUGAGCCGCUGAAGGAGUAUUACACCCUCAUGGACAUCGCCUACAUCUACCCCUGGAGACGGAACGGCCCCCUCCCCCUCAAGUACCGCGUCCAGCCGGCCUGCAAGCGUCUGAAGCUGGCCCCGGCCGCCCCCUCGGAGGGGACCAACACCAGCGGCACGUCCGAGUGCGAGUCCGUCAGCGACAAGGAGCCCAGCCCGGCCGCCCUGCCCUCCUCCGCCCCCGCCGCCCUGCCCAGCCCCGCCACGCCUUCCCACGGUUCGCCCGGCGCCCACGGGCCCCCCGCGGCCCUGCCCGCGCCCCCCAGCCCGGCCCCGGCCCCCAGCUCCCUCAACGGCACCUCGAACUGCGCAAACAGGGGGAGGAAAGUGACUGUGAACUGUGCCCCGGUGCCACCUUUGACCUGAGGCCGUCCCCCCCCCCGUGACCCC